CGGAAGAGAGUGGAGUAAUGUCGACCGGGAAGCAGCUGAGAAAGCGAAUGUGAGAAAGCGUAAAAGCCAUUGAAUGCUUUCGAGAAUGGAAAAGGUGGUGAACUGCUUCAGCAAACGGCCCGACGCAGCUGCGAGGCUACUCUGCUUUCCCUGGGCGGGUGGAGGUUCUAUCCAUUACGCACGCUGGGGAAACCUCAUCAGCAGCUCGGUUGAAGUUUACGCUGUCAAACUGCCUGGAAGAGAAAGCAGAGCAAAGGAGCCCUUUGCCCAGAGCAUGCAGCAGAUAGUGGAUGAGGUUGUCAGUGCACUGUUGCCAGAGCUGAAGGAGAAGCCCUUUGCACUCUUUGGUCACAGCUUUGGGGCCAUGACCUGCUAUGCCACAGCUGAAUAUCUGAAGAGAGUGCACUGUCUGGAGCCAGUACACCUCUUUUUGUCUGGCGUCUCUGCUCCCUAUUCUGAGACUCGUUUGCGCGCUCCAAAGAAAAGUGAACUGUCAGAUGACGAGUUUCUCCACUGGCUGACUGCUGUCGGUGGAACGCCUCCAGAAAUACUCGCCAACCCAGACAUCCUGAAACUUUUCUUACCCGUCCUAAAAGCUGACCUCCAUGUUGUGGAGAGCUACAAGUGUUCCAAGCCUGAGAGCCCUUUCCUGUCUUGCCCUGUUACGUGUUUCGAUGGAAAGGAAGACAUUCCACACGACUUACAAGCAUGGAAAGAGAUGACGAGUGGAGAAUUCACAGUGCAGAUGUUUCCAGGAUCUCACUUUUACUUAAAAGACUCAAGUAAUGAGAAAGUUAUCCUGGAUCUCAUCACUAAACACCUUGAGACCGCUGAAAUUGACUACCUUUGAGAAAGUAGGAGCAAUACAAGGAAAGGCGACAGUGCUGAGGAGUUUUCCCCUGCAGAUGGAAAGAAUAUGUUUACCUAGUAUAAUUGCUACCAGCCAUUGGACGAGCGAGACCACA
Messenger RNA from Megalops cyprinoides (Indo-Pacific tarpon), 965 nucleotides. RefSeq names its product oleoyl-ACP hydrolase (gene olah). The transcript has 8 exons. The record is from RefSeq and is a predicted model, not a curated record. Gene Ontology annotation, biological process: lipid biosynthetic process. NCBI's taxonomy places the organism in Eukaryota, Metazoa, Chordata, Actinopteri, Elopiformes, Megalopidae. The coding region runs from base 74 to 850 and encodes 258 amino acids.